Messenger RNA from Drosophila simulans, 1257 nucleotides. RefSeq names its product glycerol-3-phosphate phosphatase. Gene Ontology annotation, cellular component: cytoplasm. The record is from RefSeq and is a predicted model, not a curated record. The transcript has 3 exons. Bases 36 to 983 code for a protein of 315 amino acids. NCBI's taxonomy places the organism in Eukaryota, Metazoa, Arthropoda, Insecta, Diptera, Drosophilidae. Gene Ontology annotation, molecular function: phosphatase activity.
UCGCAAGCAUUUGGCGGAGCGGUCUACGAAGCAAAAUGUCCAGAGGCGGUGCUAUCGACUUGACCGGCCUAUCCGGGGAGCAGGUGAGCGAGUGGCUCCAAAGUUUCGACACGGUUCUCUGCGACGGCGACGGCACCAUUUGGCAGGAUGACACGGCCAUCGCGGGUGCUCCGGAUGUGGUGAAUGCCCUGCAGGAUCGCUUCGACAAAAAAGUGUACCUGAUUACCAACAAUGGACUGAAGACGCGACAGGAGCUCUUUGAGCGCUCCCAGCGCCUUGGCUUCCGUUUACCCAGCGACCGACACAUCAUAUCGCCCACGGCGGCCAUCGCCGACUAUCUGGUUGGGAGUCCGCAGUUCGACAGGACUCGGCACAAGGUCUAUGUGGUGGGCAAUGCGGCCAUCGCGCGGGAAUUAAGGCAGCACGGAAUCGACAGCUACGGAGCCGGAGGAACAGAAGAACUGCCUCCGGGCGACAAAUGGCCGGACUUUGUGGCACGCGAGUUUGGGAACCCCGAGGCGGCGAGGAACGUGGGUGCCGUGGUGGUCGGCUGGGAUGAGUACUUCAGCUACUGCAAGAUGGCCCGUGCCUGUCACAUCCUGUGCAGUAAUCCCGACGCCGCCUUUUUGGUCACCAACCGGGAUGCCGUGCACAAGUAUCCAGCCUUCUGUAUUCCCGGCACUGGAGCUUUUGUGGCCGGAAUCGAGGCCUGUUCGGAGCGAGAAGCCCUCGAGAUGGGCAAGCCAAAUCCAUUGGUCCUUGAGCCCCUUACCAAGGCCGAGGGACUACGUACCGAGCGAACGCUUAUGAUUGGUGACUGCCUCAAAAUUGAUGUCGUUUUCGCCAGCAAUUGUGGCAUGCUAUCGCUUCUGGUGGGCACGGGUCGAUACAAUAAUCUCUCGGAUGUCCGGCGGGAAAAAAACAGGCUGCCCCAGCCAGACUUUUAUCUGCCCCGGCUGGGCGAUCUGCUGAACCUUUUGUGAGCCAUAAAUCCAGGCGACUCUCGUCCAGCAAUCUACUCGUUAUCAACUUCUUAAUUCGACUUUUAUUUGGCUUUAGUUAGUGUGUUUACACAUAGUUGUACAUAUUGUAUCUGCCGGCAAGUAACAUUCUCUGAUGGAUACUUUCUUUACAUAUAUAGAGUGGGUGAAAAAUUGCUGGGUCUGAAAGUUAUCCAUGAACAAAUCUAGCUAAUAAAUUUUUAAAGACAACAACGCAUAUUUCACAAAUAAAUCACUAACCAUUUGCGAAUAUUCA